AUGGAGGUCGCGGGUCGCAAGAAGGUGCCCGUGCCGUUCAUCUCGAGGACGCCGGUGGUGCUUUCCAGCGGUGGGCAGCACUGCCCUGCGAGCUUCAUGUACACGAGGGACUUUGAGCCGGGCUUGACCAACAUCCCUGGCGCCGGCAAGGACGCCGUCAUGCUUGUGUUCUGGAAGCGCGUGGGCGAUCCCAGGCCCGAUGCGGACGGCGUCCGCGCGCUGCUGGAGACGGAGCCCGCGCUCCUAGCCGCGGGCGGCAGUGUCGCGCUCCUGCUCCGGCCGGCCCACAGGGUCUGGAACGCCGUGCAGAGCACGUUAAUGCUGAACUCCGCCCCAGACGACCUGUGGGGCGUCCCCAUGUACACCAUCUCUUACGUGCUUUCCUUCCGAACCGCCGAGAUGGCGAGCAAGGACUUGGGAAACGACACCUCCAGCCUUGAGGAGGCCCAGAGGUUCUUGCGAGCGCGCGCAGCCGCUACCUUGGACAUCCGGGUCACCGACCCCGACGACGUCAGGGAAGGGCGGCAGCUGACAGCGCCCGCGAUCACAGACGACGAACUCGAGCGAUGCCCAGGGCACGUCUUCCAGAGGCACGACCUCAACGACCUCAACGAGGCGCAAACCAGAGUCCUGCAGCAGUCCCUCAAGACUCUGACACUGCUCGUGCGCGGCCCCCGUGGCACAGGGAAGGCUAAGACAAUUGCCGUUGCCUUUGACCUCUGGCUGCCGUGCGCGCCCCCAGACUGGGCCGUCGGCGUCUUCUCCGGCUCCAACACAAGAGCUGACAUGCUGAAGGGCGUCCAGCGCGUGGGAAAAUCGAGCCCCGAUUCAGGAUUCCCUCUCCAGGCCGUUAGACUGGCGUACCCAGACGAAGUGACAAACCAGGGGGCCCGCGAUCUCACAGUGGAGCGCUUCAGGGCAACCUGCAGCUUUGACCUUUACAUCGAGGGCGGCAAGAAGGACAAUCUACCAAGGCCCUCGCCAUCAGCGGUGGCGAGAAUCAGCGGUGACGAGAAUCAGCUCAAGCCCGCAGUCAUCUCCGACCGGGCCGCAGCCGCGGGCGCGUCCCUCUCCGUGCUCAAAAGGUUCCGCGAUUCAUUGGGGGCCGACCUGGAGCGCGACGUGCUCCCCGACUGGUGCUACCGCGUGCACCCAGGCAUCUUGCAGCGGCUGUCCUAUAGUUCUCGCGAAGGCAAGCUCGUGUCGGGGUUCGCGAACUGCUCCGCCCGGAAGCCCGCGUGGGCCCCCAUGGUGAGCGUCCACGCCGUUCGCGCGCAACGACCUGAAGGCCCCUGGCAGCGGUGGGCUCAGUAA
This is a messenger RNA of Prorocentrum cordatum, 1314 nucleotides long. NCBI's taxonomy places the organism in Eukaryota, Dinophyceae, Prorocentrales, Prorocentraceae. The record is from the annotation of a GenBank genome assembly.